AUGUCUACCACUUCCACUUCUGCACCAUCUACUCCUAUUAAUAACAUCAAAAAUCUCGCAUAUAAUAUUCUAAAAACCUUCAAGGAUGGUAUUAUUAAGAGUAAAAAAAUUCCAAAUCUAAGUAAUUGUUCGGAAUGUGGGAAAGAAAUUAUUUCGUUUCCUCUUAAGGCAUUUACAACACUAUCUUGUGGACAUGUAUUUCAUAGACUUUGUAUUGAAAAAAAACUUUUACUUACAAUUCCAAAUACGUGUUCAUUUUCUGGUUGUAGUAAGGAGGUUGAAAUUAUUGAAACGGGGCAUAGAAGGGGCUCUGAAUCAAGUACAUCAUCAGUAGUUAGAAGGAUGGAAAAACAUAGUAUCCAAUCUCAAGAUUUGUCAGAAAUUAUAGAAGAAGAUAUGUCAGAUGUAGAUGAUAAUGAAGAUGGUGAAAGUAAUCAUCCAACAGACCAAAGCAUUAUUCCUUUAGAAAAAGAAUCCUGUAAAAGACCUAGUAAAGAUACCCCUGAAAAUAAAUUAUCCAGUAAGAAAGUAAAGACUAAAGACAGAAAUGCUGAAUCUAUCACAAGCCCAAGUAAUUUUUCUGAUUUAUAUAGUGCAAUUCUUAAGGAAAGAUUAGCCGAGUAUAUGAAAGAUAAUAAAGAGCAUAGAUCUCAGAGAAAACUUUAUAAAGAAGUUGAAAAACAGCUCCUAUCUAACCUCUCAAAAAAUGCAAUUGAGAAAAGAAUAGAAAGAGCAAGGAAAAUUUAUGACCUUUUUAGUAGCAUAGGUGAGGAUAAAAUACAAUGGGACGAAAUUGAUGCUAUAGAAGAGGAGUUUGAAUGA
Messenger RNA from Scutellospora calospora, 822 nucleotides. The record is from the annotation of a GenBank genome assembly. Lineage: Eukaryota; Fungi; Glomeromycota; Glomeromycetes; Diversisporales; Gigasporaceae.